Molecule: messenger RNA, 5714 nt
Organism: Acipenser ruthenus (sterlet)
Lineage: Eukaryota; Metazoa; Chordata; Actinopteri; Acipenseriformes; Acipenseridae
Product: receptor-type tyrosine-protein phosphatase R-like
Exons: 15
Coding region: 430-2409 (659 amino acids)
Biological process (GO): protein dephosphorylation
Molecular function (GO): protein tyrosine phosphatase activity
Source: RefSeq, a predicted model, not a curated record
GAGGUUUCACUGCUGUACGUGCGCAGUUUGAGCCGCGCUGUGGAGAGGUUUCACUGCUGCUAAGUGAGCAGUUUUCCCACAGCAGCAACAGUGCAGAGAGGCCAAUGGGACCCUCGCUCUGUUAACGCACUAUAUUUAGGAGCGCUACCCCAUAUUAAUUAUGCAACAGCACUGCCUAUCCUCGGUGACUCUCAGUCAUAUACGAGCUGCGCCAGCAUCACCCAGACACAGUAAAUUGUUAUGAUUGAUGCAAGACAGAAUCGCCAUUGCACAACUAAAAUCGCUGGAUUCUCUAUAGGGUGUCUGGAAUUAUAAUCGCAUUGGCAGCUGCACAAAUAAAAGAACAAGAAGAAAACGCGACCCAUUCUGAAAUUCGCUCUUAUUGCAAAUGUUUAAGGACGCAUCAUCCACACACUGACCACGGGCAUCAUGCAAGGGAGACGCGGCUUCAUGGUGGUUGUGUGUGUGCUGUUACGGCUGAAGAUUGCAGGCUGCUUUUCUGGAGACCAGGAUGACUUCUUGACGAUACACCAGCGAAGGUCAGAAAGGCCUCUUGUCUUCUAUCCGCCCGCAGAGGAAGGGAUUGAGAAGAGUGUGGAGCUGGACGGUCUCGGCGUGCAGAGAAACCUUUUCCAUUCCCUUUCACAUGCCAGGAUCAGCAAACUGCGCCCCGCAAUGAUUGUCAAAUCCACCUUUCCACAAGCAUCCCACGACCAGAGCAUCAGUCUGCUAGCCAGAAUUGAUCAAGACCUGGAGAUAGAAAACGAACCUGUGUCUGAUGAAGACGUGAUCAUCGUGACGCUGCAAAUGGACAUACGCAAACUGAACAAUACUCUGCUGCAGACUUUCCGAAGCGGGGUGGCUGCAGCCUUGAACAUCUCUCCACAGCAAGUGCAUAUCAAUCGUCUUAAUGAAAAGAAGAACUGUAUAGAGCUGACGGUGUCACCUCCUCCGGACAAACCGGGCCCCAUGGAGAGACUGUCCUCUGAGGAAGUGGUACGUUCCCUCAAUGUGAACAUCCUCUACAAGAGCCUGUCUCAGUUUGGCAUUACAGAGAUCACCCCAGAGAAAAAUGUUCUGCAAGGACAACAUGAGAGAGAUAAAGUGUGGACCAAAGAGGGAUUUUAUGCUGUGGCUAUUUUUCUCACUAUCUUUCUAAUUAUUAUCACAUGUUUAAUGGUCCUGUACCGGCUGAAGGAGAAAACUGAGUUCCCUGAUCAGCAGUACAAGGAGCAGAGCCGGGAGAUCCACCUGGCCCCCAUCCCCCUGCCCACGAAGAAGCCCGAGGUGCAGAUCUUCAACAGCAUGGUGCAGCCCGAGCCAGCGCCCAGAGCUGUGAGCAUCGGUGCGGACCCCCAGAGCCAGCCUGCGCCCGACAUGAAACCCUGCCUGUCCGCCAGCCCCUCGCCCUUCAAAAUGAAAUCUGCCGGCCUCCAGGAGAGGCGGGGCUCCAAUGUGUCACUCAGCCUGGAUAUGAGUGUCUUGGGCAGUGUGGAUCCCUUCAGUGCCGCGCCUGCCCCCCGGGAGAGGGUUGCCAUGGAGUACCUUCAGUCUGCACAUCGGGCCCUGAGCAGACAGCAGCUCCGCGAGGCUGCGCUCCACACCCAGCGGCUGCACGCAGAGUUUGCGGAAAUUCCAAUGAAUUUUGUGGAUCCCAAAGAACUGGACAUUCCCAGUCACGGAACCAAAAACCGAUACAAGACCAUUUUACCAAACCCGCAUUCCAGAGUGUGUCUGAAGAGCAAGAGCAUAUACGAUCCACUCAGCUGUUACAUCAAUGCUAACUACAUCAAGGGCUACAUGGGAGAAGAGAAGACCUACAUUGCCACUCAGGGCCCCAUGAUUAACACGGUGAAUGACUUCUGGCAGAUGGUCUGGCAAGAGGACUCUCCGGUCAUAGUCAUGAUCACAAAGCUGAAAGAGAAGAACGAAAAAUGCGUACUCUACUGGCCAGAAAGAAGAGGCAUAUAUGGGAAGGUGGAGGUCCUUAUAAACAGCGUCCGUGAAUGUGACCACUACACCAUUCGCAACCUGACCUUAAAGCAAGGAGGCCAGUGUUGCAGUGUGAAACACUACUGGUACACGUCCUGGCCCGACCACAAGACCCCCGACAGCGCUCAGCCCCUCCUGCAGCUCAUCACAGAGGUGGAGGAGGACAGGAAAGCAUCAGCCGGCAGGGGUCCUGUCAUUGUGCAUUGCAGUGCUGGGAUAGGAAGGACUGGCUGCUUCAUUGCCACAACGACCGGCUGUCGUCAGCUGAAGCAGGAAGGGGUAGUGGACGUGCUUUCCAUCGCCUGCCAGCUCCGUUUAGACAGGGGAGGCAUGGUCCAGACAGGCGAGCAGUACGAGUUUAUACACCACACCCUGAGCCUGUACGAAAGCAGACUCUCAGCCGAUGCCAGCCAAUGAGAAGGCAGGGAAUGGUUUUCCGGGCAUGUGGUUUAAUGGAAGAACAAUCUCCAGGUAAUCAUAUUACCUGCUGGCAGAGACUCAACCAAGGAGCACUAGACUGCAGGGCAAACCCUCUAGGGUGAGCAUGUGUGUAGCUAUUGAAAGGUAGACCAGCCCUGAGGAAGUGUAAAGCUAUCUGUAAAUGAAUGCAGUGUCUUUACCACAUAAGCUGCUGAACUUGCUUAUAAGAAUCUUGUAUAUCCUGUUUAUAUUUUGUUGCAGAAAUUCAAACCAUAACGUGUUCCAAUUGCCAAGCUUCUACCAGUAAAAUGUAAAAUUCUAUCACGUGUAAAAUACUAUCGCCUUUCUAAUGUACAUGGAACUGAAACCUAAAGGUAGUUUUUAAAACCGUUUCUUGUUUAUAAAAAAAAAAGAAAUGUUUGAUUUUGACAGAUUCUUCGUCUUCUUUGUUGAUCUGUAUAUGCAGAGUUUAGCAUUCUCCUGGUAGAAGUUAACAAUUAUAAAGACUGUUAUAUCAAUCAUUGAGCUGUUCUGAGCAGUAUAGCCCAUGGGAUACAGCUGUGGUCAAGGGUUAAGGACAGCAUGUUGUCACUGAUACUUUCUAUUGGAAUUAAGGAAAAGGCAACAGAGAAACACAGUAUCUUGAGUGCUGGGAGGAAAUGAAACCACCAGGAAUGAUACCAAUGUACAGAACAAACAGUAGAUAAGUAAACUAUUGAAGUUUUAAAGAAAAUGCUACAGUACCAUCACAAUAAAUACAUAGAAUGAAGUUUAUCCACAAGUGAUCUGCAAGCCCCAGAAUUGGGGUUUGUGUGGCCCCUGUUAGCGGAAUUGGUUAGUGGAUCAGAAACAGAGAAAUGGUGUGUUGAGAAGAAGCAGCAAAACAAUGAGGCGCUACUUAUUAAAUCAGCAGUCCUGGCUUGGAACAGUGAUGGAGAUGGGAUUCAUUCCUGAAUAGACAGUGUGCUCAUGGAAGGGCUAUUGAAAAGAAAUCAGACUAGCAUUGUUAUUAGGAGUUGGUGUUUUGCUUUUUGGUUUCGGUGCUGCUCUUUAACAUUGGCCAUGCCAGCUCUGACACACACACUAUCCAGUCAUUAAGGGGUAACACUCUACAUGAAGGGUCUCUAAUUACUGUGGAUUUCUGCAUAGUUACAAUCUACUUAACCUGCACAUCUUUUUGCCCGAUAUAUGUAAGUACACAAUUGUAACAGAAAUGGGUUAGGGUUAGAUUAGUUAUUGUUAAGAUUAGGGUUAGGACUAGGGUUAUAUCAUGCAAAGAAAUGUUACAUAUUAAGUACAUUGUAACUAUGCUUAAUAACAUUGUAAUUAUGUAUAAGUACACAUGUAUUUACUAAGUAACUGCUAUGUAAAUACACAGUAAUUAGAGACACUUAAUGUAAAGUGUUACCCAUUAAGGUUUAAUCCUAUUGCGCCAGUGCACACAAGUCACCACAAAGGGUCUGUUAUAGUGAUCCAGACACUGUAAAAUCUCAAUAACCUUAAUGUUCCCCUUGGUGGUUAUAAGAAUGGUAUAAUUAAGCAAUAUAGAACAGGGAGUGUCUUACUGUGAUUCCACAAUGGCUGUGGGGUAUUCUGAAAUUUAAAAACCACUAACAGCAAGGUUUGAAGGGAAGACCCUUUAUGACAUCACAUAGCCUAUUGAAAUGUACAGCAUAAAAAGAGUGGGCUGCUGUUAUGCUAUAUUGAUUCAUUAAUCCACGAUUCAUAUUUAUAAUCACUUGUAACAGAUUUCUGAACCACAGUGCUAAACAUUUAUUAAGCCUCUUAUUACACUGAAGAUAAAUAAUAAUAAUAAUAAUAAUAAUAAUAAUAAUAAUAAUAAUAAUAAUAAUAAUAACAAUAACAUCAAUAGUUUAUUGGGUUACACCAAAAACAAUGUGAAAGGUCUGUGGGAGGCCAGUAAUCUACAAUAGCGGUUUGAAGUUGACAUAUCUCUUGGCUAUCACUAGAGGGCAGCAUCAAUGAUCAGGGCUCCCUCUAGUGGUGCGCGCACACAGUCACGUUUUCCAUGGAGCACAAGAGAGUUUCUGGAUUAUUUUCUGCAAAGCAUAACAUCUACUGUACGUAGCGAGUCCACCACUGCGCCAUCUCGCGAUGAGUAACAGAUGCAGCCUGCAAUAGCACUUAAGUCACUGCCUCUGUCGUGUGAACAGCUCCACACAAACAUGCAUGCGGUUUGCAGACUGUGGUCCGGAAACGUUCUACUAGCUGACCAAAAAAACAAACCUACUGCUUUCACGACCUUGAAUAAUACAAGACUGUAUUAAAAGAAGUCGAGACAUUAGUGUUAAAAACAAAAAAGCAUUGAUCUUUUAUUUGGGAACACAAGCCUGUACAGAUGAUAUUUUCCUUGAACAUUUCGGCAUGAUUGGUUUGAUUACCUUCUUUCUUUUCAUGGUCUAUUUUGCUCAAAAGCAGCUCUUGUCAUUUCUAAUGGCAACGUUUCACGAGGUUUGAAUUUCUGCCAUGGCAAAUGUAUAUGUGAAGAAUCAUUUGUAAGUGUAAUAUUUACCCAUAUAAACUCCUCAUGCCUCAGUGAUUUACAAUCAGUUAUAUGUUGAGAAUAUGAGGGUCUGUGUGUAAAUGUUCCCCAGUUCCCUGCCUUUUAUAUACUUGUAUUGUGAAUGAUAAUGUACAUGUAAAAGUGCUGUUCAUUUUGUGGCUGACAUACAUCUUGACCACAGAAGAGUCUUGCUGCUAAAACUGCAAGUGUUUUAACUUUAGAUUUUAAAAAAAAGGAAAGUAAAAGAUUGUUUUAACUAUGAAAACUUUUUAAAUUACAUUUCUUUGUAUGUAACGUUUUUCUUUUUUAUUUGUGAUACAAGUUAAAAGAUACAUGGCUAUGUAUAGCUGAUCUAUGUAGCAGUUACAAUGCACAAUGCUGAUUUUACUCAAUAUUUCUUAAUAUACAACGUUGUCAUUGUAUAUUGUUUACUGUUUUUAGAGAUUUUACCUGUUAGCUUGAUGGCUAAAUAUUAUCUUUUCCCAUAUAUUACUAUUAAAGUGAAUGUUGUGAUAUGUUGACUACCUAUAAUAUAUACAUAUUUAUAUAUACAUACAUCUAUACUAUAUACAUAUGGCUCAUUAAGAGAAUACAGGGCAAAAUAAUAUGAGCGCCUGUUCUGCUAAUGGUUUUAUAGGUUCUGCAGGAAAUGACGUCUUUACUGGAUACACUUUUGAAGUCUGCAGUGUAAGAUGAGCGGGUAACCUUUACUGUCAUUCCUUGCUGUUGACCUUUAUAUUAUAUACUGUACUGCCAAUAAACUUAUACUAUUUUAAAA